CUCCCAGCCGGCCGGAGCCAGGGCCGGGGCCGGGGCCGCCAUUGCCAUCGGGACGGCGGCGGCACAAGUGGCGCCAUGAAGAUCUGGAGCUCGGAGCACGUGUUCGGCUUCUGUUUGAGUAACUGUGGGGCUUGCUUUGAAAAUCUGCCACCUGCUGGAACAUAAAGGUGUGUCUUGAUACUGCAUGAAAAGGCUAAGUGACAAAAAGAGAGAUCACUUCAGAGGCCUUUGAAACAUGUACUUCUACGGAUGCAAGUGUAACUAGAUCAGCUCAGACACCCAUGGGAUACUGUAAUCAAAGCUGCUAUGAGAAAAUACCCAAAUCCCAUGAAUCCAUGUGUAGUAGGAGUAGAUGUGCUAGACAGAAGCCUUGACAACCAGGGAAGGUUACAUAGUCAUCGCCUCCUCAGCACAGAAUGGGGACUGCCAAGUAUUGUAAAAGCGAUUUUGGGAACAAAUAGGACUUUGACAUACAUCAAAGAACAUUCUGUAGUAGAUCCAGUGGAAAAGAAGAUGGAACUCUGCUCCUCCAAUAUUACCCUCACAAACUUGGUGUCGGUUGAUGAAAGAUUGGUCUACAGACCUCAUCCAGAAAACCCUGAAAAGACUGUACUGACACAAGAAGCAAUUAUUACGGUAAAAGGAGUUAGCCUGAGCAGUUAUUUGGAAAGUUUAAUGGCAAAUACAAUAUCCUCCAAUGCUAGAAAGGGCCGAGAUGCUCUGGAAUGGGUGAUCAACAAACUAAACACCGAGUUUGAGGAACUGAAACUCUCAACACGGGAGAGCAUGAAAUCCGCAAUGGCAGCAGCAUCAACAGAGAAUUGAGGCCACAGCACUGAAGAGCUGUGACAAACAGCAUUAUUCUAUGAACUCUUCCUUAGGCCUCCUCCAAGACUGAGCCACCAUCACUUUUUGUAUAUGAACAUUAGAUACAAAAGAACUUGAAAAAUGAAUGUUGGGUAUCUCCAGCCUCCACACAGCUGCUUUAGAAUCCAUUGAAGAUAUAAGUAGAGAAGUUCAAGUUAGUCUCUUUAUUUUGUGCCCUCCAGACAACUGCAACAGAAUCUUUGGCAGUUUUUUAAAUAAAAAAAAAUGGUAAGGUGUACCUUUUAUAGAGGAGGCUUUUUCCAUUUGAUACCCUCAGUUUGAAAGUUUUGGUGUAUUUGAGCCUCCACCCUUUUCUUUUUUUUUUUUUUAAAGGGAGCAACUAGUGCCACGUGGAGGGUAGAUGGGUACAAAAAGCACUGACUGUUGUUCCCAUUUUCACUGUUUGAUAGUCUCUUAUGGUUAAGUGGAAAUGUAAGGAGGAGAGCGUGACACUUUGUAGAAUAACAGAGGUGUUUACUUGGGACACGUAAGCUGCAUCUUGCAUGAUGGCACUAACUUGCAUUGUUAAAUGCAGUGUCUGAACAAAAAACAUACUUACCUCUUGGAUAUUUUGUAUCCAAAUGUAGAUUUUUAUAGUCAUGAAUAAUCUUAACUAUAAUAACUAUCUUUGUAGCUUUACUGGGGGAUUGAGGACUUAAUUUAUUUUCAUAUUUAUUAUUCACUGGCUCUAGGGUUUUCUGUGUUUAAAAAAGAGCAACUGAUGUCUCACGGAAAGCACUGGAUAAAAGUUCACUCCAUUCUUUUAAUGCGGAGGUUUUGAAGAAUAUCUUUUACUGCUUCGUGGGUCCCUAUUCUGCACUUCAGAUCAUAACUAUAGAUGCAAAUCUGAUGUCACAAAUAAAAGCAAUCAUCUGAAGAAUCAGCAGGAAACUGAGACCAACUCUAAGAGUAAUGUGUUAUUUUUCUUGUAAUUCUUUCGUUCUAAUAAAAGACUACUGAAAAUUAGAGGCCAAAUUGGCUUCUUUUUUUCCAGAGCUUUCCAUAAGCCAUCACUGGUUCUCUAUUUAGUUUUUUUUAAGUAACAUUUUUAACAUAAUUUGGUCAUGUUGGCACAAAUAAUCUUUUUUAGGCUUAUUUAAACAUUUAAGUUUUUCACUGUCAGAACAAGGAAUUAAUGCAUUUCACAGAGUGAAAUAAUAGAAAAAACAAGUUAAAUAGCCUUUCAGAAAGUAUGAAAUCCAGAAUUGUUACACAGUAUCAGCUUGUUUUUAAACGGACACAAGAAGAUGAACAUAUUGUGAAAGUACUGAAAGUUUUGGAUGCAACCUUUAAGUGAAAAUAGAUGUGUUUGUGGGUUUUCUGAGUUUUUCUGUGCACAGACCAAAGGAACAGUGUUCUGAAGAGCUGUUUUCUUGCGCAAGCAGAAAAUAAAUGGUUUUGGAAGUCUAUUUUGACCUGGAUUUCCACAAUUUUUUUAAAUAAUGGACAAGAGAUGGAAUUAUUGUUUGAUUUGCUUUGAUUUGGGUACCUGAAAAUGUUAUGUUGGGGGAAACUAACCAAUAAAUCUAGGUAACUGUACAAACUGUACCAAUGCCUAAAUUGCUGGCUUUUAAAAUACAAGUAUAAAUUAGAACUGUAUCAAAAUGUA
Alligator mississippiensis (American alligator) is the source of this 2476-nucleotide messenger RNA. It is a transcript of the gene PRELID3A, whose product is annotated as PRELI domain containing 3A. Gene Ontology annotation, molecular function: phosphatidic acid transfer activity. Gene Ontology annotation, biological process: phospholipid transport. Gene Ontology annotation, cellular component: mitochondrial intermembrane space. The coding region runs from base 307 to 825 and encodes 172 amino acids. NCBI's taxonomy places the organism in Eukaryota, Metazoa, Chordata, Crocodylia, Alligatoridae. The record is from RefSeq and is a predicted model, not a curated record. The transcript is spliced from 7 exons.